This is a messenger RNA of Petromyzon marinus (sea lamprey), 1286 nucleotides long. The record is from RefSeq and is a predicted model, not a curated record. NCBI's taxonomy places the organism in Eukaryota, Metazoa, Chordata, Hyperoartia, Petromyzontiformes, Petromyzontidae.
GCACUUGGUUAAACAAUGGGGGGGGGCGGAGCGUCAGAGAGAAGGGUGAUCGGAUUGGAUGAGAGGCCAACGGGACGGCGGCGCGGAGGCUUUGAAGUCGAGCAUAAAAAGGGACGAUUAUGGAAGCACGGGGUCGUUUUCGCUAGGGAUCAACUGCAGAGAGGGAUCGAGGAGCCGUCAUUUCGCUGUUACUCGCACGUCCGUGAGACGGGUCAGAGAACAGCCAGAUUCCGUUUACAGUAUCAUCUUUCCGCGAACUCCAACACUGCGAGGUCGGACCGUAAGCACAAGGAAGAGAGCAUUUGUUUUGGAACUCGAGGCCCACGAGGCCCUCCUGGAAAGGAUGGAUGUGCCGGACCGCAAGGUGUGCCAGGCAACUCGGGCAGUAUCGGUCCUGCUGGACCACUGGGCCCAGCUGGCUCACCUGGCCCAGCUGGGAGCGCUGGGCCUCCUGGACCAGCUGGUCCCCCUGGUAACAACGGCCUGAGAGGGGAACCAGGCAACACUGGUCCUCCUGGACCCCCUGGGAAUCCUGGAACUCCGGCCGCAACAAACCGCAUCUCUUGUACUAACGUCUCCAGCAGAGGUGCCACCACGAGUUGCCCCACAGGGCACAUAGCAUUGUCGUGUUCAUGUGGAAGCGCGUGUGGUUCGUGGGACAUCCCAAACGACAGCACGUGUCACUGCCAGUGCCGUGGGAUCGACUGGACAUCGGCGCGGUGCUGUAAGCUGGCCUGACAUGGAUCGGCAGUGAAGAUGGGAAACAAUCGUAGAGAAACCAAACUACAUGAUCAACACGAACCGGAGAGAACACCACAGAGACAACACAAACACUGUCACGGGUAUGGAGGUGAACACAACAGAAACAUAACACGAACACAAUCAAGGAUAUAGAGGUAAACACAAAAUUAACCACGUGGAGCAACAGUAAACACUUAAGCGUGUGCCACCAGCGAAAGCCCAGAGAAUAAUGCAACUUAUAAUCACAAUUAAAUAUGUUUGACCUUAUACAGUGUCAUUUAUGCAAACAGCAUCCCAAAUGAAAGUUGUAGUUUUCACUUGUGUAAAUUGAUUUAAGCUAGAUUUUUUUUACCUUGGUUUCAUGGAUGUGUUUGUUUUCAGUGCAUUCAAAACAAAUGGCUUGCUCUGGAUAUAUAUGUUUAAUAAUCCAUCAUUGAAAUUUGGGACACGAGGUUUUGUUACUGUAUCACAUAUGGUGAUUUGGUGCGGUUGAUUUCUGUUGAGAUACAUGGUACAGUAUUUGCAUAAUAAAUGGUUGCUGUUGA